Messenger RNA from Pleuronectes platessa (European plaice), 2087 nucleotides. RefSeq names its product MARVEL domain containing 1 (gene marveld1). Gene Ontology annotation, biological process: myelination. The coding region runs from base 427 to 927 and encodes 166 amino acids. The transcript has a single exon. Gene Ontology annotation, cellular component: membrane. NCBI's taxonomy places the organism in Eukaryota, Metazoa, Chordata, Actinopteri, Pleuronectiformes, Pleuronectidae. The record is from RefSeq and is a predicted model, not a curated record. Gene Ontology annotation, molecular function: structural constituent of myelin sheath.
CACAGCAGCAGAGGAGGAGGAGGAGGUGCAGGCUUCAAAUUACAGGCCGCCCCCUCUCUCUCUCCUUGUGACCCAGCCCCCCAGCACACAUCCAACAGAGGAAACGGAAAAGACGAAACACACAAGAGGCUUUUUCAUUUCAAAAUCCCGGGGCUGUGGAAGGAACAGAGAGUUCAUCCUUUUCUUUUAAACCCAAACGUGUCCACUUUUAAGGAGGGGGGGGCUUCAUCGUCCGACCUCAACCCGGACCCUUCCUCUGGCUUAUUUAUUUUCCCACAUCUGUUUCUUUUUCCCCCAGCUGUUUGCAGCUGGCAGAGCACCCGCCCUGUUUGGGGGAAAAAAAAGAGUGAUCGGAGGAGGAGAGAGAGAGAGAGAGAGAGAGAGAGAGAGAGAGAGAGAGAGAGAGAGAGAGAGAGAGAGAGAGAGAUGGCACCCCAACCUCCCCAGCCUCCGCAGGUGAGGAAGAACAUGCUGAAGUUCCUCCGGAGCUUCUUGGGGAUCAGCCGCAUCCUGCAGAUCGUGUUCGGCGCCGGGCUGUGGGUCACCAUCGCCGCCAACAAGUACGAGGGCUCCAUCCACUUCGUGCUCUUCGUGGCCGUGCUCUUCUGGCUCCUCACCCUCGGCCUCUUCUUCAUCACGCUGCUGGACAAGCAGGACCUGGUGCCGCUGCUGGGCGGGGAGCGGUGGCUGUGCACCAACCUGGCGCACGACGUGGCCGCCGCCGCGCUCUACCUGCCGGCCAUCGGCGUCAUGAUCUACAAGACGGACCGCACCUCGUACUGUAACAUGGAUGUGUACAAGCACUUCUGUCUGUACAAGGUCUACCUGACGGCCGCCGUGUUCGCCUGCCUCUGCUGCGUCUCCUACCUCCUGUCACUGGUGUACGGGGCGCGCAGGAGGUGCAGCGGCGAGCAGACGGUCAUCUGAUGCUGGGGCUGGAGAGGUGUGCUGGAAGAGGGAUCCACACCAAGAUGAGGAAUAGUUCACUUCACUGUAAUUCAACCCAACGGCUUCUCCAAAUCUCAGAUCCAUCCCUUUUGUCUCCCCACAGCUCAGUGAUGAGGCAGCAUCAGUCUGUGGCCUUAUGUGUUUCUGUGUUGCUGACAUGAUAACAUUCCAACAUCUUCUGGUAAAUGGGGCCUAGAUACCCAGGAUGAGAGUCUGACUGGAGUUAGUUGGUCAAAGUAAAACUCUUUUGAAAUGUUUGUGUCCCCUCUUGCGUAUUAUCGACUAACUUAAUGUCUCCCCCCUCUCACAGAAUCAUUAUAAUGUUCCUGUCGGGGUUUAUUAGAGUGUUUAUGCAGUGAGUUUACAGCACAGUGCCUUAACACGAUGUGUUUUGUAGAUAACUCCUGGAAUCCCAGGUUUCACACUUUAGUCUCCUCAAACCAAACCGUUAUCCUUAGUGAUGUGACAGCAUCACUCACAAUCAGUCUGUGGCCUUAAAGUCAGUGUGUUUAUGGGUUUGUUGACUUGUAAACAGCCAAGCAGCUUUUGGUGAAGAGUCCUCGAUACCCAGGAUGAGUUUUUGUUAGGAGGGCAAAGUAUUCUUCUUCUCUGUGAAGGCACAAGUCUUUGUCCCCCAGUCGUUUAUCAUUACUUUUAUCGACUAAUCUAAUCUCUAUCCCCUCUUACAGAAUCAUUAUAAUAUCCCGGUUGGGACCUAUUAUAAUGUGUAUGCUGUAAGUCUACAGUACAACGCCUUAACAUGAUGAGUUUUGUAGAUUUGUGUUGGUACUCAGUAGUUUUCGCAAGGGGACUAUUUUCGAUAUCUUUAUAUAAAUAUAUUUUGUAUCUGUUUAUAUGUUUUGUACGAAAGCAAACUGAAGUGAAAUGGACUAAUUUGCGACCAUCCUGUUGACCUUGCAGCUCUGUUUUUGUUUGGUGUCACUCUGUUGCCUACAGUUUUAUCAGUGUCGUCUGUUAGAAUGCUGUUUAUCAACAAGGUUGUGACGACAACAGACCGAUAACGUGGAUGGGACUGGUGCUACGAUGUCUAUGCUGAUCCCAAAGUAUUUAUCAUGUAAAGCCAAAGAGCCAAAAAGAGCAAGAAUAAAGAGGAGUAAGUCAGAGACAGUGAGAUUUUU